Hermetia illucens (black soldier fly) is the source of this 2453-nucleotide messenger RNA. Its product is annotated as phosphoenolpyruvate carboxykinase [GTP]-like. Gene Ontology annotation, cellular component: cytosol. Gene Ontology annotation, molecular function: GTP binding; manganese ion binding; phosphoenolpyruvate carboxykinase (GTP) activity. Lineage: Eukaryota; Metazoa; Arthropoda; Insecta; Diptera; Stratiomyidae. The transcript has 2 exons. Gene Ontology annotation, biological process: gluconeogenesis; cellular response to dexamethasone stimulus; propionate catabolic process. The record is from RefSeq and is a predicted model, not a curated record. Bases 268 to 2202 code for a protein of 644 amino acids.
CUGAGUAUCAGUUCCUUCAGGAACCUGAGUUUGAGCGAAGUAAGGAGGAGAAAAUAAGGAACAGGAACAGUUUAAUUCCGUUCUCAGAAGAAAGUUAAUUAAUCACAAAGAGUUUUAGUGAAAAGAGAAAAUUAAAGUGGAAUAAAGAAAUUGUGUGGCUUUUCCUAUAAAUUGAAGAAAAUUUCUUGGACACAAAAGUGGAAGUCAGUGGAGUGAAAGACCAGUCAUUUUAAUUCUCAAGAUUAAUCUAAAAAUACACAAUUAAUCAUGCCCGAAUUCGUGGAAAAACCAGCUGACUCAGCAUCUGGUGUCGCCGGCAACCGAACAAAGGACUCAAAUCUAGGAUUAUCCCACCACAUCCGAGGAGUCCCAAUAGUGAAUGGCGAUGCGACCAGUCUAACACCAAAAGUCCGGACAUUCGUUGAAGAAUCUGUUGCUUUGUGCCUUCCUGAAAGCAUUCACAUCUGCGAUGGCAGCGAUCGGGAAAACAAAGCAUUGCAGAAACUCCUUCUGGAGCAAGGAACUAUCAAACCACUUCCCAAAUAUGAAAAUUGUUUCUUGUCCACCACCAAUCCGGCUGAUGUUGCAAGAGUUGAAUCGAAAACUUUCAUCUGUACUGAUCAUAAAGAAGAAGCCAUUCCUACCCCCAAGGAGGGAGUCAAGGGUGUCCUAGGAAACUGGAUUUCACCAGCUGACAUGCAAAAGGCUAUUGACGAAAGAUUCCCAGGAUGUAUGAAAGGAAGGACUAUGUAUGUUGUUCCGUUCUCCAUGGGACCGGUUGGAUCACCACUUUCCAAGAUAGGCAUUGAAGUGACCGAUUCUGCAUACGUCGUUGCCUCAAUGAGAAUCAUGACACGCAUGGGACAAGCUGUCCUUGACGAAUUGAAGAAACAUGAGGAAUUUGUACGCUGCAUGCAUUCAGUAGGAACUCCAGCAAACGGUGUGAUUGAAAUCCCAUCAUGGCCUUGUGACCCGGAAAGGACGAUCAUCCUACACAAACCAGCUGAGAAUCUUAUCGUAUCCUACGGUUCAGGAUAUGGUGGAAAUUCUCUCCUAGGAAAGAAAUGCUUCGCCUUGAGAAUCGGUUGCACUAUUGCAAAAAGAGAAGGAUGGUUGGCUGAACACAUGUUGAUUUUGGGUAUCACAAACCCACAAGGCGUAAAACGAUACAUCACUGCCGCUUUCCCAUCUGCCUGCGGUAAAACCAAUCUUGCUAUGCUGACACCAUCGUUACCCGGCUACAAAGUAGAAUGCGUUGGAGAUGACAUUGCCUGGAUGAAAUUCGAUAAAAACGGAGUGUUGCGUGCCAUCAAUCCUGAAAACGGUUUCUUCGGUGUUGCUCCUGGAACUUGUGAAGUGACGAAUCCUAACGCAAUGGCAACGAUCUUCAAAAAUACUAUCUUCACCAACGUUGCAACUACUUCCGAUGGAGGUGUCUUCUGGGAAGGUAUGGAGAAGAGUUUGGCUCCUGGUAUCAAAGUCACUGACUGGUUGGGCAAACCAUGGGAACUAGGAGUCACUAAAACUCCAGCAGCUCAUCCCAACUCUCGCUUCUGCACACCAGCAUAUCAAUGUCCCAUUAUUGAUCCAGCUUGGGAAGAUAGAGAAGGAGUACCAAUCAGUGCAAUUCUAUUCGGAGGUCGUCGCCCUGCUGGAGUCCCAUUGAUCUACGAAGCAAACUCAUGGUCCCAUGGGGUGUUUAUUGGAGCAGGUAUGCGCAGUGAAGCAACAGCCGCUGCUGAAUUCAAAGGAAAAGUGAUCAUGCACGACCCCUUCGCAAUGCGUCCAUUCUUUGGCUACAAUUUUGGAAACUACUUGAAACAUUGGUUGAGUAUGGAGCAACAUGGAAAGGUGCCAAAAAUCUUCCACGUCAACUGGUUCCGUAAGAGCCCCGAGGGUAAAUUCUUGUGGCCUGGAUUUGGUGAAAAUACUCGUGUUUUGGAAUGGGUCUUGAAGCGUAUUGAUGACGAACCUUGCUUCAAGGAAACAGCUAUUGGACGAAUUCCAUCAAAGGAUGGAUUGAAUUUAGAAGGCAUGGCUGACAAGAUUGACUACGAUGGACUGUUCUCCUUGCCGAAAGAUUUCUGGCAAGAAGAAGUGGAGGAGAUCCGCAACUACUUCCAUGACCAAGUUGGUUCUGAUCUACCCAAGGAGAUUGAAGAUGAAUUGGAGAAGUUGAAAGCCAGGGUUGAAGCAAUGUAAAUUUUAAAACUCCUUUUGUCUUUGUUCCUAACUUAUUAUCCCGAAGCAACUAGAGUGUGAAUGUUCGAAAUUCAGUAACAUAAUUAUCAUUUAUAUAAGGUUCUUUGUGCCAUGUAAAUAUGCAGUUAUCGCCCUUAUAGGGUAUAUAAUCCUAGACUAAGAUAAUAUCGUGAUAAUUGGUGAUUUUAUAAUAUAUUUUUUACGAUUUUAAAAAAUAUUUUCCAAAGAGUCAAAUAAAAUGAAAUGAAUCU